Molecule: messenger RNA, 4789 nt
Organism: Platichthys flesus (European flounder)
Lineage: Eukaryota; Metazoa; Chordata; Actinopteri; Pleuronectiformes; Pleuronectidae
Gene: ngef
Product: neuronal guanine nucleotide exchange factor
Exons: 15
Coding region: 325-2676 (783 amino acids)
Biological process (GO): activation of GTPase activity
Molecular function (GO): protein binding; guanyl-nucleotide exchange factor activity
Source: RefSeq, a predicted model, not a curated record
CAUAAAUACAAUAAUUACAGCUGUGGCAGAAAUAAACGACGCACUCUCCUCGUUCCGGAGACUGCCUGCGUAGCUAACAACACUACUUUCCCACUGACAGAAGGGAGAGAGAGCACAAUAACCACCUGCUCUCUGAGGUUGUUGUUGGUACUAUAUUGUACUGGGAUUUAUUUUUCAACAAAUUGUUUCUAUUUCAAAGCAUGGAUUUGCUCCUGGAUUUUGGCUAAUUAUGACAGAUUUCCUUCUCCUAGUUUUCUCAAAGCCAAACCGGGGUUUGUCUUGACUCAUUUCACUUUUGAGACAACUUAGUGGGAAUCUUUUACCAUGUCUGUGACUGCCCUGUUUAGGGGCAAGUGGGGCCAGAAGACACAGGAAACCCCAGUGAAGCCUCCAACUGCUGCGGUUCAACCCCGGCACGAGGAAGACGUUGACGAGGAUGAUACCAAAGCUGGUUUCAGCAGAGAGACUAUUCGCAGGAACUCACGCUUUUACCGGUCAAUGAGGAAAAAGAGGCUGGUCUCAUCUGAGCGGUCUGAAAGUUCUACCAGACCUGGACCAGACCACAGUCCAUCCAACAGAGCAGGAGUUCCCCACUCUAGUUCUCCUUUGCCCCUCAAAUCACCUUUGUUGCCCAGGGCUGGACGCCUUCCGCCAUCACCAAAGCUCCAUGAUUCCAGAACUGUGUUGCCAAGCAAUGGUGAGGCCAGCAGCAGACAUGCUCUGUACAACAAGGAUGCUCUGGAUAAGAGAAGAGGAGAUGUGGGUGGAGGGAGUGUGGACACAUCGGCUGCCUUCAAUAGCCAGCAAAGAGACUUUGCAGAUGACAGGAUCACAUACCGGACUCACGGCAUUCAUAGUGGAGAUAUAAAAAAACUGUCGGAGCAAACGGCUGCAGCCUGCACUGUACAGGAGGUCAGAGAGAUAGCCAUGAGCGCACAACAGCCCAGUUCUGACGGAGCAGAACGGGAUCACUUCAGCCGCAGGUUGCUGAACAAUGGAGAAAGCUCGCAGACAAUCUGCCACAGCAUCAAUAUCAUCAAAAACAUACCCUUCUUGUACCAGGAGUACCGGGAUACAUCAAAGCAGCAGGAGAUUGAGCAGCGGCGGCAGCGCGACAACCUCUCCCCUGGGGUCUCGACAGGGACUAUGGUGGCAGAGCCCGGUGUCGUGUCCCCCCCCGCGUUACAUCUGCAGCUGAGAAACAGUGAUCGCUCACUGAGCUUGUGGCAGAAUCUGGAAGGUGUGCAGGCCAGUGGGCUGCUCACCCAGUUACAGCCGAAAGAAAUCAUAAUGCAAGAGGCUAUGUUUGAGCUUAUCACCUCAGAGGCAUCCUACUACAAGAGUUUGGAGAUUUUAGAGGCUCACUUCCUACGUAACCCUGUUUUAUUCAACACUCUCAGCCAAUCCGACAUGCAUUUUCUCUUCUCCAACAUUGAGGAGGUCAUGAAAGCCAGUGAAAGGUUCCUCAUGGAUCUUGAGCAUCGAAUCGAGAAGUCCAUUUUCAUAUCAGAUGUGUGCGACAUUGUUUACUACCAUGCUGUGGAACACUUCAGUGUCUUCAUCAAAUACGUUAUCAACCAGGUAUACCAGGAGAAGAACUACAGACGUAUCUUAGAGGUAAACCAGGCUUUUCGGGAGACCAUGGCUGCACUGGAGAAUCAUUCUUGUGUCAGAGGCCUGUCCUUUACAUCAUUCCUCAUCCUUCCAUUCCAGAGGAUCACAAGGCUCAAGCUGCUUGUUCAGAAUAUCCUGAAGAAAGCUGAGGAAAACUCAGAGAGGGAAUUCAAUGCUAUAAAAGCACAUAAGCAGCUGGAGCAGAUUGUGAAAGAGUGUAACGAGGGAGUCAGAAAAAUGAGUCGUACUGAGGAGCUUAUUAGGAUAGAGAAAACACUGGAGUUUAAAUCCAAGUCUGUGCCCAUCAUUUCUCACUCACGCUGGUUGCUAAAGAAGGGUGAAGUACAGCUAAUGUCUGGACCAAAGAGCACUCGGACCAUGCGGAGUCGUAAACUCUACCAACCGGUCUACUUAUUUCUUUUUAACAAUCUGCUGCUGGUAACCAAGCGCAGCUCCAGUGGGGACAAGUUCCAGGUUCUCGACUCGUGCACAAGGGCCAUGUUGAGGACUGAGGAUCUUGAAGACCAGGGCCAGCUGCUGGCCAGUGUCUUUAAUCUUAAACUACUGGAGAACCAAGAGGAUCGUCCAGUCAACUUCAUGCUGAAGACGGCCAGUAUGAGUGACAAGCUGCGAUGGAUUUGCGCUCUCACUCCAAACCGGCGCACACGCUUUAUGUCUACCAACGCCCACCAACCAGACACUCCACAGGUGCAGUGUAUUCAGUCAUACUCAUCUCAGGAGCCAGAUGAACUCUCUAUUGAGAUGGCAGAUGUUUUGAACCUCCUAGAGAGAACAGAUGAUGGCUGGAUGUUGGGUGAAAGGCUCCAUGAUGGUGAAAGGGGCUGGUUCCCUAGCCGAUUAGUAGAGGAGAUCCAGAGCAAGGAGGUCCGAGCUCAGAACCUAAGAGAGGCCUUUAGGAUCCAACAAGCCCAAGAAGGUGGAGGAGGACAGCAAACUGGAGCCAGGGUUGGUGUGAGAGCAGGGAGACGCACCCAUAAGGUGUCUAGCUUCUCCAUUCCUCUGAUUGAUCAAAUGGGGGAAAGCAGUGAAGUAAAGCAUUGAAUCAGUAACAGCGAUGAAUGUCACCAUUCAGGACCAUAUGCAUGAAAAGUUAAAUUAUCAGGAGACAUUUGACUUAAUUUCAACACAAUGACACCUUGUCCUUUGAUCUUCAUUGAGCAGUAGAUGGAGAAAUCCAGAGAUGAUUAAAGUGCUUGAGUCAGCAACUUGAACAUGUGAUGCUGCAUGUUUCACAUAAAUGUGUAAUAAAUAUGUAUUGUACGCCCACACACCAUGGUGUGUAUUGCAUGGCACAAAGCUAUAUGUAUGGUAGAGAGCUUUGUCAGGGAAAUGAACCCUAACAGUCUAAAGGUACUGCUGCAUGGAAAAUUUUCGAAACUUUUAGUGUUCAUUAAAUUGUAAAAUACCCACAGACACAACAUACACAUGACCUGAUAGCUCAAUGCUCUGCAAUUUAAGACAGCAUAUGCAGUGAAUUAAAGCAAAGGACCUUCAUCAAUUGCCAAACAUGUGCAGCUUUCAUGUGGAUCUUCUGCUCUUAAAACCAGAAGUUAACUUACUACUCUGACUAGUCACUCGAUACUCACACUUUUGGUAUCAUCUACAGACAUUGCUGAUAAAACGUUUUUUUAAAGAAAUGUCAAACCAGAUAAAAUUACACAUUUUCAAAUCCGUCUUUAAUUUCAACUUGACAGAAAUGCUUAUUCAUCUCAAUUGACUGAAGCGCUUGUAACUGAACUUUCUCAAAGCUUUGCUAAUCAAAAUACCACAUGAUGUGAUUUUUUUAAGCAUUUUAUAACCAACAUUUUGAAUGUUGCAAGUAUUUUGAGUUUAAACAUAGAAAACAUAUCCCAGUUUUGUACAUUUAAUUGAAUGUCAUCCGAAAAUGUCUCCAUACACAUGAUUUACAUCUUCUCUGGGGUCACAAAGUCCCAACUUACUGACAAGCUGCUUGAAUGUGAUUAUUGCCAUGAUUAUCAUUUGCUGGUGUUUUGACUAUUUGCCUGAAUGUCAGGGUCACCAUACAAAUAUCAAACAAAAUUAAGACAAAGAUUAAUGUUGCAUCCAAAUCACUGAUGAUGAUCUAAAGUGUCUAUAAAUAUUAAUGUAAUGAGUCAGAGUGGCACUCCAUCCAAAAUGUAUCUUGAGUAUGAAACACUGACUACAACCAGCCUUCAGAGCUGGCUGUAACAGAAGCCGAGUGAUCAGCUUUUCUUCAGAACAGUGUCAAGUCCUCCAUGAAAAGACACGCACACACACAAAUUAAACACAAAUUAUAUUUCUACAUUUUUAGAAAAUUGCAAUGUUGGCUGCAACCUAAGUCACACAACAAGAGGUAAGGUUGACUCAUGUUUCUCAUUUUACUAUCAGAUCUCUGACUUCAUCAAAUAGUAGAUAUAUAAAAGAAAAAAGGAAGUGGUCUCAUAAUCUAAAUGAUUUAUUUGACAACUCAUUAAGAGAAAGUGGAAACUCCUGGAUUCCCCCAAUAAAUUUGCAUCCACACCAAAAUGUAAUGGUUUCCUCCCAGGCCAAGGGCCCAUCCAUCCACCAACAUUGGCAGAAAUUGGUUUAGUAGUUUUUCACUAAUUCUGCUAAUGAAAUACUCUACCAAGCAAUCAAACAAAUCCUACAGACAGACACAGGUGGAGACUUCAACUCAUGGCAGAGGUAAUAACUGCCAUAUGAUGAAAGAGACUAUAGACACAUUGGACAACAGUAUUUCCCAGUUAUUGUUCCUUCAAGACAAUCUGAAGCUCUAAUGCUAAGAGCAACAGUCGUCUUCUCAGCCUACAGUGUUUGAUACUCAAGAGAGAUGAAAUCACUUUGAAAUGAUCAGUUAACAGAAGCACACACACGUAAACACUCACACAGACACACACACACACAGGCACACACGUGCACAAACGCAGACACACACACACACACACACACACACAUAAUUGCAAUUUAAUGCCAAAUAACUGCAAUAUGUCACAAAUGCAUUGAAUGUAUUAACACUAACAACUAUGGAACAUUGCAAUUGUAAAGCCUGUGUGUCUUUAAAUAACCUGUGUACAGUACUGCAAAAAUUUAAUGUUUUAAGUAAUAAUUACUAAAUAAUUAUUUCAUUUUGUAAGAUGUAAAUUAUUGGUCAUAAAAAAGCACUGAUCAGAGA